UGUGAUGAUUCUUCUUCCUGUUUUGGUCACUGAUUUUCUAUGUUAUAGGUUUCCCUUGGAAGAUUCUGAUAGGGUUUUUGUCUUUUGAUGAAACUAAUAUUCUUUCUUCCUCUAUUUUGGUUUAUGGAGUUAAAGGUUGGGGGAGUGUUUAGAUGAGAAAAGCCAAAUUGUCUACUAGUGAAGUUGAUUAACUAGUGGUGUGAACUGUUUUAAGUGGCCACUUGAUGAGAUAUUUUUGUUCCACUGACCUGACCACAAGAGUUUUUUGGUUGCUGAGAAAGUUGAGUAGGAAAAAAUAUAAUUCUUUUUUCUUUUAUAAGAAAAACAGAAUCUUCUACUUCAGAAAAAAAGCCAAACGUUUCUUUUCAACAUGAGAUUCCGCGAAUUCUGGAACAUGAGAUUCUCUUCAAGACUUGUUUUUUUCCAUUUAUUCACUACUUAAUGGAUUUGUCUUGUUUUAUUGGCUCUUUCAUCUCACAAGUUAAUCCUUCACUCAAGAUUCUUGAACGUAUCUACUCGUAUUCUUAAAGAUCUGUGAGAAACGCUUUUGCUGGGCCAUCAAACAUCCCUGAGUAUGAUACUGGAGAAGAAGGAGAUCUAUUCAAAGCUCCUGAUUCAAUUCUUGAAGAGUCAAUCUUAGCCGUUGAUCCACUCUCAGCUGCCUUUACGAUGAUAUCUUGCGGGGAAGACUCUUCCCAAGGGCUUUGUGAUCUUCCUGAUCUCGAUCUUGGGUCGUUUCAGAGUGGUCAGCAGCUUCUUGACAAAGCCUUUUAUGAAUGCGAGCAAAGUCUCAUGAUGAAAUCAGCCAUGAUGGAGUCUCCACUCGCUGAUGUUUUAGACGUAAAGAACAUCUCUCUCGUGACAACGGGGAUCGAUGAGAGCCAGGAUACGCAGAAGACCGUGAGCUCGGGGAACUUGACCUCUAUCGAUUGGUCAAAUGCACAGCAAGAGGCUGUUGUGGUUCCGAAGUUCCCUGAUUUUGCUCAGUUGGAUUUUGGUUCUGAUUAUGGGAUGCGACGAGCCUUUAGUGAAGGCGACAUACAGAAACUAGGGACUGGUCAUUUUCAAUCUCCAUUGGAUAUGAUUAUUGUGAGCUGUACUUCGGAGGAUCGACGUGAGAAGCUAUCUCGAUACAGGAACAAGAAGAGCAGGCGAAAUUUCGGGCGUAAAAUCAAGUAUGCUUGUAGGAAAGCUCUUGCAGAUAACCAACCGAGGAUCCGAGGAAGGUUUGCGAAAACAGAGGAGAGGAAGUAAAAUGGUUUCAAAUGAAUGGGGCUGAGGCAAAAGGAAGAACUUGAAAACAUAAGGAGAUAAAGCCUCUCCUGCAUUAGAAACUAGUUUUGUUAAUAUGUAAUACAUGUAUAGAAUUAAAAUGUUAUAAGCCUUUAGUUAGUUCUUUUUUUGUUGUAUAUAAAUGGUUUCUCUGAAUAAGCUUUUUAUGGAAAGAAAUGUAGCUACAGAAGUGUCAUGUAAUGGAGGUGAAAUUUGUAAAAAAGUAUGUAUGUGUAAAAUUCUAUAUAUUUAUUAUAUAUAUUGUUAUAAAUCAA
Brassica napus (rape) is the source of this 1547-nucleotide messenger RNA. RefSeq names its product zinc finger protein HD1-like. Gene Ontology annotation, molecular function: protein binding. The coding region runs from base 670 to 1254 and encodes 194 amino acids. Lineage: Eukaryota; Viridiplantae; Streptophyta; Magnoliopsida; Brassicales; Brassicaceae. The record is from RefSeq and is a predicted model, not a curated record. Gene Ontology annotation, biological process: regulation of flower development. Gene Ontology annotation, cellular component: nucleus. The transcript is spliced from 4 exons.